Malassezia sympodialis ATCC 42132 is the source of this 261-nucleotide messenger RNA. NCBI's taxonomy places the organism in Eukaryota, Fungi, Basidiomycota, Malasseziomycetes, Malasseziales, Malasseziaceae. The record is from the annotation of a RefSeq genome assembly.
AUGCCCUAUGUUCUAUGGUGUAUUGCAUUUAAUGCAACAUUCCUUUUGGCUUUUAAAACUAUGGAAGAAACGUUUAUGCAGGGCUCCGAACGUCCCCCUUUUUUGCUUGACAAGAUCAAUCGACAUUCACUCAUGAUAUUCCUCGUGUCUACUAAGACACAGUCCAAUGUACUCACUGGCAUUAUCAAUCUUGCGAUCUAUACAAUGCACGCCACGACUUCCCUCUCUAUGGUCAUUCUUGUCGCUUAUAUGCUACUUGUG